This is a messenger RNA of Closterium sp. NIES-67, 1851 nucleotides long. The record is from the annotation of a GenBank genome assembly. NCBI's taxonomy places the organism in Eukaryota, Viridiplantae, Streptophyta, Zygnematophyceae, Desmidiales, Closteriaceae.
UCAUCCCCAAUAUGGCGGGGUUAUCUGCUCCUCUAACUGACCGACUAAAGAAUCACGACUGUUUUUGGUGGGGAGAGAAGCAGCAAGCUGCAUUCGACCAACUCAAAAUCGCCCUCACGUCGCCGCCUGUACUUCGCAUCUCCGAUCCCGACCAUCCAUACGAAGUCAUCACCGACGCCAGCGACAUCGCCAUUGGUGCAGUUCUCCUCCAGGACUUCGGCGACAGGUUACAACCAGUCGCCUACGAAUCACGGAAGCUGCAGGGCGCGGAAAAAAACUAUACAGUCCACGACAAGGAAAUAAUGGCGAUCAUCCACGCGUUCAAGACAUGGCGGUGCUACCUGACCGGAGCUGAUGUCACGGUGCAGACAGACCACAAAUCCUUACAGUACCUGCGCGCCCAACCGAAUCUCAACCCACGACAGAUCCGAUGGCUCGAUUUCCUCGAGUCCAGCUUCCACUACACCAUCACCUACAAACGGGGUGCCAAUAAUAUCGCCGAUGCCUUGACCCGCCCUACUGUCCAUACCGCCGCGAUACUAAUCGCCCAGACCAACCCAUUACUUACGGGACUAUUCACCCACGGCUACCAGAUAGAUCCCUUUUUCCGCUCGGCCAUCCAUCAACAGCAUACCACAGCCACCGGGCCAUAUUUUUAUAAGCGUGGUACUUCUCGCAUUUGGGUGCCAGGCUACGAAUUACUUCGUACCCUCCUAAUCCAGGAAUCCCACGACAACCCUACCUCAGGACAUUUCGGCGUCGAUAAAACCACGAAGAUGUUGCAGCGGAAUUACUACUGGCCGAACAUGGCCGAUGAUGUGCGCAAGUACGUGUCCUCCUGCACUGCCUGCCAGAUCAUGAAAUCGUCGCAUCAGCGAGCAGCCGGACUACUACAUCCGUUGGAUCCGCCCGAGCGACCCUGGCAACAAGUCACGAUGGACUACGUAAUAGGACUACCGGCCGGUCCCAGCGGAAACGACGCCAUCCUCGUGGUCGUUGACCGACUCACGAAAAUGGCGCACUUCAUCGCCUGCCAACAGACAAUCACAGCCGAACAGACCGCGCAACUGUUCCUCACGAAUGUCAUCCGACUGCACGGACUGCCCUCCGCCAUCAUUUCCGACCGAGACCCGAAAUUCACAUCGAAUUUCUGGCGCCACCUGUGGGACCAAUUCGGCACCAAACUCCAAUUUUCAUCCGCCUACCACCCACAGGCCGACGGGCAGACCGAACGCGUCAACCAGACCAUGGAGCAAUUGAUUCGUACUACUUGUACUGACCCAUCGACAUGGGAGAAAUCCCUUCCGCAGUUGGAAUUCGCGUAUAAUAACGCGACCUCCGCCACAACCAACCAAUCUCCAUUUUUCCUCAACUACGGACAGGACCCAGUCGUACCCUCUACCCUGACAAUCGAAAAGGUACCAGAAUCAUAUCAUAUUCUUGACACGCGACAACGAACUAGAACCCUCUCGCGGCAACUAGACUCCUCCUAACUUGGGAAAUUCCCGCUGCAACGUCGGCAACACCAGCCGCCAUGGCACUGGGAUUCUCUCUCUCGCUUAUUCAGCAUCGCCGCCGUACUAUCCUGACUACUAAGGAUGGUUAUGAUCGGAGCACCUGCCUUCUCCUCAUCUCCCUCGUCCUGCUCUCGUCCCUCCACGCCGCCUUCGCAUUUCGCUUCCCCGCGGGACUCCGCGUGGAAAAUCUGCGCGGAAUGAUGGGUGGAAAUGCGCGAGGCGGACGAUCGAACGGCCAGCAGCAGGGCAGCGGAAUGGGCGGAAGCGCGAUGGGUGGCGGGGGAAUGGGUGGCGGCGGAAUGGGAGGCAGCGGAAUGGGAGGCGGUGGAAUGGG